GGAAUGGUGGUUCACAUACACAACAGUCGACUCAAGGCCAGUGGUGUGGGCCAACACCAUAAUGCGUGCAACUAUGGCGACCAGAACUUUAAGAAGCUUCACGAAGUCUGUCUGAAGAACGGGCAGCUGUUUGAGGACCCCUUAUUCCCUGCCAGCCCCAGUUCACUGGGCUUCAAGGAACUAGGCCCCACCUCCAAAAAUGGUCAAGACAUUUCCUGGCAGCGGCCCAAGGAAAUCACCAAGAACCCUUGCUUCUUUGCAAAUGGAAUCUCUCCAACAGACAUCUGUCAGGGGAUACUUGGAGAUUGCUGGCUGCUGGCUGCCAUCGGCUCCCUUACCACAUGCCCCAGACUGCUGUACCGUGUGGUGCCCAAGGAGCAGAGCUUCGAAAAAGACUAUGCUGGCAUCUUCCAUUUCCAGAUUUGGCAGUUUGGGCAGUGGGUGGACGUAGUGGUGGAUGACCGGCUGCCCACCAAGAAUAACAAGCUGGUGUUCCUACACUCACCUGAGCACUCUGAGUUCUGGGGUGCCCUGCUGGAGAAAGCAUAUGCCAAGUUGAGCGGGUCCUAUGAAGCACUGUCUGGGGGCAGCACAAUGGAGGGCUUUGAGGACUUCACCGGGGGUGUGGCCCAGAACUUCCAGCUCCAGAGCCCCCCUCAAGACCUGCUGAGGCUCCUUAGAAAGGCUAUGGCUCGAUCCUCCCUCAUGGGUUGCUCCAUCGAAAUCGCCAACGACACUGAGUUGGAAUCAAUGACCCAGAAGAAGCUGGUUAGAGGCCAUGCUUACUCAGUGACUGGCCUUCAUGAUGUCACCUACAGAGGCAAGAUGGAAACACUGAUUCGGGUCCGGAAUCCCUGGGGUCGGAUUGAGUGGACCGGAGCAUGGAGUGACAACUCUAGGGAGUGGGAAGAGGUGGCCCGAGACAUUGAGAUAAAGCUGCUGCACAAGAAGGAGGAUGGGGAGUUCUGGAUGUCCUACGAAGAUUUCCUGAGCAACUUCUCUCUCCUGGAGGUCUGCAACCUCACACCUGACGCGCUGUCUGGGGACAGCAAGAGCUAUUGGCACACAACCUACUUUGAGGGCCGCUGGCGCAGAGGCAGCACCGCGGGGGGCUGCAGGAACCACCCCAGUACCUUCUGGACCAACCCCCAGUUUAAGAUCUUUCUCCCUGAGGAGGACGACCCAGAUGAUGACUUAGAGGACAAUCCAGUCGUCUGCACCUGCCUGGUGGCCCUGAUGCAGAAGAACUGGCGGCAUGCAAAGCCUGAGGGGGCCCAGCUGCAGAGCAUUGGCUUUGUCAUCUUCACGGUCCCAAAGGAGUUUCAGAACAUUCAGGAUGUCCACUUGAAGAGGGACUUCUUCGUGAAGUACCAGGACCUCGGCUUUUCAGAGAUGUUUGCCAACUCGAGGGAGGUAAGCAACCAACUGCGGCUGCCACCGGGGGAAUAUAUCAUUAUUCCCUCCACCUUCGAGCCACACAAAGAUGCUGACUUCCUUCUUCGGAUCUUCACAGAGAAGCACAGCGAGUCCUGGGAACUGGAUGAAGUCAACUAUGCUGAGCAGCUCCAAGAGGAGGAACCCUCUGAGAAAGAAAUGGACAAGGAAUUCAUACAUUUGUUUGAGAUAGUGGCAGGAGAGGGCAAGGAGCUAGGUGUAUUUCAACUGCGGAGGCUGCUCAACAAGAUGGUCUCCAAACUCAAAAGCAUCAGGAGCCAGGACUUUGGCGUGGAUGCUUGCCGCUGCAUGAUCAACACCAUGGAUAAAGACGGCUCUGGCAAGCUGGGACUUCUAGAGUUCCAGGUGCUGUGGAAAAAAAUCAAGAAAUGGACGGACAUCUUCAGAGAAUGUGACCUGGACCACUCAGGAACCUUGAACUCUUACGAGAUGUGGUUGGCUAUUGAUAAAGCAGGCAUCAAGGUGAACAACAAGGUGCUGCAGGUACUGGUGGCCAGGUAUGCAGAUGAUGACAUGAUCAUAAAGUUUGACAGCUUCAUUACCUGUUUCCUGAGGCUAAAGGCCAUGUUCACGUUCUUUCUAACCAUGGACCCCAGGAAUACUGGCCAUAUUUGCUUAAACCUGGAACAGUGGCUGGAGAUCACCAUGUGGGGAUAGAGGUGCUGCGGGAGCCCCC
This is a messenger RNA of Otolemur garnettii (small-eared galago), 2131 nucleotides long. RefSeq names its product calpain 11 (gene CAPN11). Gene Ontology annotation, molecular function: calcium-dependent cysteine-type endopeptidase activity; calcium ion binding. The transcript has 21 exons. Bases 4 to 2112 code for a protein of 702 amino acids. Lineage: Eukaryota; Metazoa; Chordata; Mammalia; Primates; Galagidae. Gene Ontology annotation, cellular component: cytoplasm. The record is from RefSeq and is a predicted model, not a curated record. Gene Ontology annotation, biological process: proteolysis.